This is a messenger RNA of Exophiala dermatitidis NIH/UT8656, 1705 nucleotides long. RefSeq lists its product as uncharacterized. The record is from RefSeq and is a predicted model, not a curated record. The transcript has a single exon. Bases 549 to 860 code for a protein of 103 amino acids. Lineage: Eukaryota; Fungi; Ascomycota; Eurotiomycetes; Chaetothyriales; Herpotrichiellaceae.
GGACUACAAUAAUACCGUAUACAAGGCUGGUAGUAAUCCCAACUCAGAAUGAUCCUCAUCGUCUUCUACACGGUUUUUUUGAGUACCAGUCUGGUUCGUUUACUCCGAAACCCAAAGUCUUGAAUAUCAACCAUCCCCUGAAGACCUGUCAGGGAUGUGAUGUGCGACCUUUCCAUUGCCGACCCAGAUCAGAUGUCGCAUGUGCGGAAUCUAGCUGAGGGCAAGACGUGAGUACAGACUGCAUAUUUACCAACGGACCGUGGGUGUAUGUGGUGUGCUCACCUUUCAUCCCCCUUCCACACAAGAUUUACCUGGUCACCUGUUUCCUGAAACGGGCCACCCACCGUUACGUUGAGUUGAGCGAGAAAAUUGAAACAGCCAGCUUCAACGAUGAAACGGUCCGCAGGCCCGCACUCCGGAUACACGGUACUCAGUUCACUAAGGUUCUCAUGUGCGUGACGAAGCUGCUUGGGUGACGACAAUCUCGCUCGACUUAUUGCAAUGGAUCUCUGCAAUCUACUUCAACCGAAAAGGACCCUUUGCCGUGGAUGGUCUCAUUCAGUCAAACUCGUGAUGAGUGGCGAGACUUGAGAUGGACACCGUGCGCCGAUUGGGAGUCGACUGCACGAAAGCUUGGUUACAGUAGGUCAACAGUGAAACCUGGGGAAGAAAGUGGCCGCUCGUGGCAAUAUGGCGCGUUCUCAUCCCUCCCAAACGUUUCCCAAAGGCUUCAGAAGCGGAUAAUCUCAGCCGAUCGACAUAUCGAUCAGGGGAAUGAAUUGUCUAACAACAAUAAGCGAGGAUAUGACUUGCCUCGAACAAGAACUCUCGUCAAAAUUGGUGCUUAUGGACCGACUUAAUUGAACCUGCCAAGGAGAAAUAUGCCGGAGAUGUUGCGUGAUUGUGCGACAUGGCAUCAGACAAUCUGCGCCCAGCGAACAAGAUUGUCCUUACGCAUCAUCUCCCGGGUUGUCUGAACAUGGCACCGUGCAUGGCACACGCAACUCCUUCUGCUCUAGUUGGAGGCUCCUUUCAAAGAACCUCAGCACCUCCAUACCUCUGAUACCGUUGACUGCGCCAUUUCUCAAUCACUUGCAGAUUUGACGUCAAGUGAAAGAAACCACCGAGCAGAACGCCAGCAUGCUGGUCAUGAGUACCUAGGACUGCAUGGGCCUCUAUUUGAUUCUUGGCUGAGAAUCAACGGGGUCGUUUUGACCUGUAACACGGAAGGCGGCAGGCGAUCUGGGACUCUAUCGCGCGUUGCAAUGAUGUGGUUCUACCAUGGCAGGUCUCGUUUCGUAGGCAGUAUGGCAAAGUCAAUGAUCGAUGCGCCAAAACGCCAAUGUUGACUGAGCCAUAAUAGCCAGUCCAUGUGUACGAGAUGUAAAAGUCAGUGGAAUUGUUCUGGACCGCGACUGUCAAGUAGACGACGAAUUAGCCUAUAGCAUCGCAGAAUCGGCUGGGCAAGCCGGAGUCUCUGCUAGUUGAGCGGUUUUAGUGGCACUUGGGUGAGGGACGUGAGAGCUUUGAUGAGUAAAGAGGGGGACCCCUAGCAGUUGAUUUUCGAGAGCUGGUGGACUGAUCUGGGUCUUGUUCUGGCGGCAUCCACCCCCCAGAGUGGCGUGUUGGGUCCCUGAAUCAGCCACCGGAGGCCGCCGAUAGGAACAUGGGCCAGACCCUAACAAGCCCAAAACUCAGAUUGUCC